AUGCACAAGACCUCCUCCCUGGCCAAACUGCGCGAGGCUGGGCAUGCAGCGGUGUACCGGGCCGCGGGCGGGAACCGGGAGCUGGUGGGUCUCUGGCUCUUUGUCCUGUCCACCUUUUUCGGGACCGGGAUGAGCCUCUGCGCCAAGCUCCUUGCCCGCCAGGGCGUCCCCGUCUUCGAGGUGGUGCUGGUGCGCUCCCUCACCCUCCUGGCCUUCACCGUCCCGGUAUUGGUCCGGCAGAAGGUCAACCCCUUUGGCGACCAGCGGCGCUGGCUCUACGUCCUGCGCGGCGUCCUGGGCUUUGGCUCUGUCUCCCUCCUCUACUACGCAGUGACGCUGCUGACCAUGGCGGACGCCAAUGUGCUUGCCUUCCUGGCUCCACUCUGGGCGGCCCUCCUCUCCCCCCUUCUGCUCGCCGAGUGGCCCUCCUCGGGCCUGGUGGUGGCCCUGCCCGUGUCCAUCUUCGGCGUGCUGCUGGUGGCCCAGCCGCCCUGGCUCUUUGGCCUGUCGGAGGGGACGGUGAGCAUCCUGGGACUGGCGGUGGGCAUCACCCAGUCCCUCUUCUCUGCCCUGGCCAAGAUGGCGGUGCGCGCACUGAACACAAACACCGAGUCCAUGGCCGCCAUCAUUUUCUCCAUGGGCGCGGUGUCCACGCUCUGCUCCGCCAUCGCGGUGACGGUGCUGGGGCAGUGGAUGCUGCCACGCACCGCCUCGGCGCUGGCCCUGCUGGCCGCCAACGGCCUCAUGGGCUACGGCAACCAGGUGACCCAGACCGCGGCGCUGCAGCGCGCCAAGGCCGCGCCCGCCAUCGCCAUGUCCUACCUCUCCGUCAUCUGGGGGCUGGCCGCCGACGUCCUGGUCUUCCACGACGCGCCGGACUGGCUGUCCCUCCUGGGCGCGGUUAUCAUCUGCGGCUGCAGCUUCGCGGUGGCCUACUGGGAGCGCCUGGAGAAGCAGCGGCGCGAGGCGCGGGAACGCACCGCCGCCGUGCUGCUCGGGGACGAGGAGGCCGUGCAGCCACUGUUGGAUCCGCGCCCGGCCGCCACAGCGACGUCCUGA
Molecule: messenger RNA, 1059 nt
Organism: Auxenochlorella protothecoides
Lineage: Eukaryota; Viridiplantae; Chlorophyta; Trebouxiophyceae; Chlorellales; Chlorellaceae
Product: Solute carrier family 35 member G1
Exons: 3
Coding region: 1-1059 (352 amino acids)
Cellular component (GO): membrane
Source: RefSeq, a predicted model, not a curated record